UCCUCCACGACGGUCAGUGUGGCCGCACAAUUUCACAAUGCAUUAAUUGUUCUGUGGUCCCUUUGAUAUCUUCCUCAUGGCCGGGUGAAUCGGGUGGAAGGAAAGAGGAAACUUAAAGCUACAACAGUGAGGAUAUGUUCCUUUGCUUCUAAUUCAUAAAAAAAAGAGACGUGCUUCCAACACCAUGAUCUCAAGUCAACGCACACGCACACGGCGCAGUUCCUCUUUGUGUUCGGGAUUUUUUUUAACCAUUCAUCUUUUUGUCACAUAAAUACAGCGACGGCAUGCUGAGUUGAUACAGACAGACUGAACACCUACUGAGAAUAGCAACCUCACCUCUCUGGCAUCCUGAUCACGUCUGGUCAAAAUAAUUUGGGAUCAAGUGCAGUUGUCAAAAUGCGUGCAUUGUUCCUUGUGGUCCUGUAUGCUGGACUGUGCUUCGCCAGCUCCGUCAGCGACCAGGAGAACAUCGAGCUCCUGAUGGAUAAUGUUCUGGUGGUGGGGAUACCUUACGACAAGAGCAGCAGGGUUCACGUCCCUCUGAGCUGUGGAGAAUCAUAUGAAAACCGGCCUGUGGUUUGGAAGAAAGAUGGCGAGGAGAUCGAGCCAGCUCUGCAGGGGAACCGGGUCACCGUCCUAGUGGUGGGCAUGGAUGGAGGAAACUACACUUGUCACCUCAGUCCAAACGGAGAUUACCUCAACCAUACUGUGAUCAUGACCCAAAUAAAGCCAGACAACAGGACUGUCAUACUUGCAACACAAUCUCCUAAACUGGAAAAGGAAGGUGGUCACAUUCACUGCUCAGCCGCCAACUACAACGGCUCCUUCCACUGCCACUGGAGCAGAAUGCCGCCCAGAUCCAAGGCCCCGGUGUUCCUGGUGAAGGUCGAACGUUAUUUGGAAAAGAUUUCCUGUGAGCUGGAUGCCGGCGGCUCGGGGAUUACCUGCAAGGACGCCGGCUGCACGUACAAAGAGGAACAGCACCGCAUCGUCCUCAGCCUCUACCUGCGCAGCGCCUCUCUCCUCGAGGCGUACACAAAGACCUUCUACCUGAGAGAGAUCGUGAGGCCGGACGCGCUCCCUAAUCUGCACACCAGCGACGGGAAGCUGUUCAGCUGGAGCUUCCCCGAGUCCUGGGAGAAGCCCUGCUCCUUCUUUAGCCUGGAGUUCGACGUCAAGGUGGUGGUCCCCAAAGGACUGCUCUGUGACUGUGACAAAGACGAAGCCAAACUGUCCGACACCACUCAGGAGACGAAGUUCGAGGUCAAGGUGAAAGAAAAAAAGUUUGUUUUCUGUGUGAGAGCUCGGGACAGAUUGACCAACGGGCCAUUUAGCGAGUGGAGCAUGAUCAAAGUGAAUAGACGCACCGACUUCUUGCACCGACGGCGGUCAUAAAGGAUGGAAGAGCACGAGUAUGCAAGAAAUCAUUUUUAAACUCUUUUCUAACACUUUAUUUUUGUAAUGCACACAAACGGGGGGUUCCUAACUGAAGUCUACCUGUACAGUAUUUAUUGAUUCUUUAUUUAAGUUGUCUCUAUGGAAGUUAAGUUUCUUAUUUGUUUUUCCUUUGGAGUGUUAUUUACAACAAUCCUUGCAUAAUUGCUGCUCAAACAAUUAUUAAAAUGUCAUAAUAAAUUAAUGAACAUAUUAAGAUA
Molecule: messenger RNA, 1655 nt
Organism: Pseudoliparis swirei
Lineage: Eukaryota; Metazoa; Chordata; Actinopteri; Perciformes; Liparidae
Gene: il12bb
Product: interleukin 12B, b
Exons: 9
Coding region: 397-1395 (332 amino acids)
Molecular function (GO): protein binding
Source: RefSeq, a predicted model, not a curated record